GUGAACUUGUAGUGUCAAAUUUGAGUCGUAGCUAUUUAAAAUGUGGUGUUCAGGUCGUGGGGUAAACUUGAGUUUGUGACAGAUCAGCAUUGAACUAGCCAGUAUAGUGAGUUUGGGAUGUGUGUGUUUGUUUGUUCAUUUGUAUUUAAAGAACAGUCGAGCAGGAAAAAUCGAAACACGAGUUUUUCCAUUACCUGGAAGAAUUGUGAUAAGUUAAGGCAGUUUACCAAGUUUGUGGUAUUUAUUUUUUUAUUAUUAUUUUUUUGUUUAAUAUGCACAAUAACAAAGUAGUCCAAUAAAACAACCAACCAAAAUAAUUGUCAGUGCUUUUGAGUGGAAAGAGAUUUAUCUUGGCUACAACCAGUGUUGAUGACAGGCUGUGCUAUAUGACGUGCAUCAGGGUUUUUGCGGUCUAAAAAAACAAACACAAACUUUGUAUUUAAGCUGCUGUUGACCUAGCUGUGGGUUGCGUAUCCAUUUUUAAAAGCUCCUUUUUUCUUUGUUUUUUUAUUUUUAUUUAAGGAGUGUUCAGUCAGAUUGCUGGCCUGUUGUGUUGGUGUGUUUGCCAGUGUGACGUCAUGUAUCUUUUGUGAGGCAGCCCUAACCCCUCCCGCCCACGAUUGACAGUGACCUGGCAAUGACUGACUUGAUUGGAAAUAUAAAAACACAAACUGACAAGAAUAGGUGUAUCCUUCAACAGCUAGUGAGCUUUCCAAUGCAAGAGCCAUCCAACCAAUCAAUCAACCAACCAACCCAGUUUACAAACAAGCAUCUAGUUGGAACAGUCUUUGGGAAGCUGAGGAUUCAAACUACUUCAAAUGCAAGUUGGAGUUUCUUUUUUUGAGCAAGCAGAAGACUGCUUCCGUUGGGGCUGAUCUUAGGAGGAGGAAGAGCGGGCAGGAGGAUUGGGAGGAUCGUCACUCUAGAGACAGGGAGCGGAGUGCCUUGUGGAAAUGUGAAUAUAAUGAGUUCCUGCAGAGCUGCCCUCUACAGGGAACCCUGGACACCUGCAGCAUCCUGCACCUUCCACCCUGCGCGCCGGUCUACCACUAUGCAUCUUAAGCCAUAUCCCAAAUUUCAAAAGAAGGACUUGCCAUUGGAGACAAGCCCGGACAGCCUCCGUGGCCUUCACCUAAGCCAGCAGGGGGCGCUGCGGACUGAGCGAUGCUCUAACGCCUGUGUCACGCGGCAGCCCUGCUCACCAGGGGGCUUGCAUGGCAACAGCACGGCCAAGCGACGCCUCUUCGGGGUGCUGUCCACCAACACCAUGUGCAAUAGCACCAGCAGCGCUGGCCACAAACCCAGCGGAGAGUCCCUGUGCGCCCGGGCCAGGAAAAGCAGGACGGCCUCUCUGAACUCCAUCACAGGGUCCCUGCUGCUGCUGUCCACCUCCUCCGAGAACGACGAUUCCUUCAACAUCCACCGGGGAGACGAGGCGGAGGGGCCUCUGGACAUCUGGGCAGUCAUCAAGCCUGGGAACACCAAGGAGAAAAUCGCCAUCUUUGCUGCCAGCAGCAACAACAGCAGCAGUGCCGGCAGUGGAAACAGAAAUCUUAGCAGCAGCAUUAGCGUCAGCAUUAGCAACGGCAGUAACAGCAGCAGCCCCAGCAACCGGACAGUAUCAAUGAAAAUCAAGGGCAGCUGGGAGGUCGAGGGCUCAGUAGCCAAGCGCAGGAAACGAUCUGCGGACCCUGACACACUCAAGACCCCAGAGCAGAAGCCACUGCCGCUGCCCAACAGGACGAGGGAUUGUGGGGUAAGGGAGGUGGGGGAACAGUCGGACAGCGUGGUGAUUGAGGGGGAGGGAGGAGAGGAAGAAACGGAGGAGGAAGAGGAUGGGGAUGGGGAGGGAGGGAAAGCCCUGUCUGUGGUGGAGAUGGUGGCGUAUUUAGAGCAGAGGGCCAGCGAUCUGCUCACCGACUGCUCCAAACACUGCCCUGUGCGCGGCUCGAGUUGCGUUGGGCAAUCGAAGGGGGGGACAGCAGUGGAGCAGCAGUCUGUUUCGGAGAGCCAGGGGGACUGCGUCAGGGUGCUAGAGAUGGUGGCCAAGCUGGAGUCGGAGUGCCUCAAGAGGCAGUGCGAGCGGGAGGCCAGCACGGGGCUGUCCCGCAACAACAGCCUGCGCAGGAACGUGGGGAGAGUGCUGCUAGCAACAGGGCAGGUUCCCCUGCUCUCCACGCAGCAGCAGCAGCCAGAGUCUGAGCCCCAGCAUCCUCCUCACCUUCAGCAGGGUCAGAACUGUUUGUUGGAGGAGGAGUCUCCUGACAAAUCCAGCAGGAGGAGCCCCAAGAAAAAUGGGGAUAACUGUGAAACGCCGGCUUCAGAAACUGCCAGUUCGGUCUUCAGGGAAAGGGAGGGGAGCUAUUGCUGCGUAGAUUUAACAGAGCCUCUGCACUUGCAUUGCAGGCCUAAGGGCUGCUCUAAAGAGGAUAGGGAGCAGCAGGGGGAGAGGAGGAUGAGGGGUAAAGAGGGUAGCGCUGGUGAGUCCUCCUGUGUAAUGGAGGGGGACUCGGGUGCGAGAGCCGGGCUGCAGCAGGAGAGGCGAGAGGAGUACGAGCCCCACGUCAGCCAUCGUGAGGAGCAGAUUCCCGGGAUGCUGUUUUUCAGACAGCCUCCGUCCUUGACUGUGCAGGCCCAGCUCUCGCAGCCACCAGCAGCUGCAGCAGCAGUAAAGAAAGAUGAGGAGGAGGAAGCAGGAAAAGAAGUUAGUAGAGAAUCUGAGCUUUCCAUAGACUCCGCUCCACUAAGAGACUUCACCCCACAAAGAGACUCCACCCCAACAGAACUGCCCCGACCCCUGUCUGGGGAGGAGGGAGAGACGGACAGUGAGGGCCCGUCCCAGCAGCGAGAGACAUUGCCUGUGCGCAGGCUGGUCUCCCACGAGUUCCUGGAGAUGCGCUUCAAGAUCCAGCAGCUGCUGGAGCCCCAGCAGUACAUGGCCUUUCUGCCACAUCACAUCAUAGUGCAGAUCUUCCGCUUCUUACCCACGGAGACGCUGGCCGCGCUCAAGUGCACCUGCCAUUAUUUCCAGUUCAUCAUCGAGAGCUACAACGUGCGGCCUGCCGACUCCCGCUGGGUAUGCGACCCCCGCUACAGGGACGACCCCUGCAAGCAGUGCAAGAAGCGCUACGGACGCGGGGAUGUGUCGCUCUGCCGCUGGCACCCCAAGCCGUACUGCCAGGCGCUGCCGUAUGGCCCUGGCUACUGGAUGUGCUGCCACAGCUCCCAGAAGGACGCGGCGGGCUGCAGCGUUGGGCUGCAUGACAACCGCUGGGUCCCCGCCUUCCACAGCUUGAACAUGCCAAUAUACAAGAGAGUGCGGGGGGCUGAGGAGGACACUUCAUAGGGGUGCUGUGGGUGGGAAUAGCAGGGGGAGGGAUGCUGUUGUGGUGUGUUUGUUGUUUUUGUCUGUGUGUGUGUGAUUCAGGCCAGAUUGUUUUUACACACUUAACAAGGUAUCACUGAAUCGUUUCUGAUCAAUCUUGGGAAGAUCUGAACGUGUUUAUUUAAUAUUACAACGCAGUUAUUGCAUAAUUAACACGAUCGCUGCUUGCUGCUACCAUAAAAUAAUGCCUCUGGCAUGCUUUAAUAAUGACUUCAGAGGGUAGUGGCAGGAUAGGGCUGGGGUGAAGCUGGGACUCUAAUGUACCUAGUGUCAGCAUAACAGACACUGAGCAAACUCACACUGAGCAGCCACUGCGUCGAAGAUGCCAGGUGAGUGGUCUGUAUCUCCUUGUUUCAGACGCAAAGUGCUGCACCUCUCUGUUUCACACACUGUUCAGUUUGGAGAUAUGGAAAUUGAAGUUUCAGCAUUUUGAUCUACAAGCAAAGUUAUAUGCUGUAAAAAAUAUAUUUUAGUGGCUUGGCAGUCUGGCACAAAAUGUGAGAGAGAUUUAUAUGAUAUAUUCCUAGCGUAUAGAGAAUACGUUGUCUGUUAAAGUACGUUUUUGUUUUUAAUUUGGUCUGCACCAGUGAUGACAUUGACAGUUUGGAGUUGUUUUCUUGCUGUAAUUCUGAGUGAAUGGAGCCUGUCUCCUGCGCUGUUUACAAUGUAUAUAAUAGUGAGUCCUAUCAAUUCAUACAGGGUGAGGGGCUAUGCGUGUACAGUACUUGAGAGCGUCUGCAACCCUCUGUGGAUCAAACACAGGAUUCUACCCCUGCCUUGUACAUAUUUAAAGAAAGAAUCCAGGUUGUACGUGCGUGCGUGUGUGUUUGUAUAUAUAUAAAUAUAUGUAUAUAUAAAGUAUAGAACUGGCACAGCCACUUAACCACUACAGUGCAGCUAUGCAAGCAUUGCAGAUAUUAAUGUUUAUUUUUGCUUCUGUUUUUUCUUGUUUUAUGUUAUUCUCCUAUCUAUUAUAAUCUUUUGAUUCUGAAAAGACACCUAAAUAAU
Messenger RNA from Polyodon spathula (Mississippi paddlefish), 4393 nucleotides. RefSeq names its product F-box only protein 34-like. The record is from RefSeq and is a predicted model, not a curated record. Bases 965 to 3346 code for a protein of 793 amino acids. The transcript is spliced from 3 exons. NCBI's taxonomy places the organism in Eukaryota, Metazoa, Chordata, Actinopteri, Acipenseriformes, Polyodontidae. Gene Ontology annotation, molecular function: protein binding.